AUGGCGCCUUUACCUGCAAAGCGCCAUAGAGCCCCAACAGACCUUGAUAGCGAUGACUACGAAUCACCCGACGAAGGCUCUGGCAAUCGCCGGGACUCUAGGAAGCGGCAAAGGCUGUCGGGAGCAUCGAACACACCGGAGGACGACAAUGUCGAUGGCGCCCUUCAGGACACCCAGCGUGGUGUGGAGAUGCUCCUCGACGGCAAUGGCGACACUUCCUUCCUCGACGAGUCAAUGAUUGACGCAGAGACGGGAGAGGUCGACGUUGAUUUCCUUCUAGGGAACGAAGAAGAUCGUCUUGCCGGACUGAAACGCAUCAUCGAGAAGCGAUUCAAGCAUCGGACGGACAAUAUGCCCGCGGAAAACGCCAUCAUUGAAGAGGUCAAAUGCAUCAACUUCAUGUGCCACGCCCACCUCACCGUUCCUCUUGGACCUCUCAUCAACUUCGUCAUCGGGCACAACGGAAGUGGAAAAAGCGCCGUCAUGACUGCCUUGACACUAUGUCUUGGCGGCAAGGCCACAUCCACGAAUCGUGGCCAAAGCCUCAAAAGUUUCAUCAAGGAAGGAGAGGAUUCCGCCAUGCUAGCUGUAAAGAUCAAGAACCAUGGCUCAUCUGCCUUCAAGCCUGAGAUAUAUGGGAAGUCCAUCAUCGUCGAACGCCAUUUCAACAAGAAUGGCGCGAGCGGGUUCAAGAUCAAGAACGUGAAGGAGAAGGUUGUCUCGACCAAGAAAUCCGACCUUGAGGACAUCAUCGACGCGUUCCAGCUGCAAAUGGACAAUCCCAUGAACGUGCUUUCACAGGAUAUGGCCCGCCAGUUCCUCAACCACUCAACUCCCCUUGAUAAGUAUAAAUUCUUCAUCGAGGGUACACAGCUUGCUGCCUUGAACCGAGACUACCGCAUCCUAGAGGAGUAUCUGAAUGAAAUUGAAGCCAAACACGCCAUCAAAAAGCAAGACGUGGAAGUCCUCGCAAAGAAAAGGGAAGAGGCCAAGGAAAGGUGGCGCGCGGCUGGCAAGCAAAGUCAAAUGCGUCAGAAGGCCUCACUCGUGCAAAGGCAGUACGCUUGGAAGCAAGUUGAGGUCGAAGAGGACAAGAUGGUAGGUGCGGAUACACACAUGGCCGAGGCUGAAGCGGAGAUCAGCCAGAAGACCGUGGAGGUUGAAGAGGCUUCGAACAAAUAUGAUCAAUGCGUGCGAACUCUUCAAGAAGCCGAGCAAAAGGUGGAUGAAUACGACGAAGAGAAACGGCCCAUUCAAGAAAGGCUUGAUGAUGCUAAAAAGGUCUUCAACGAGGGCAAGGAGGAGCUACAGGAGCUUCAAGCCCAGCACCGACAGAUCAAGUCCUCUCUUCAAGGGAACAAUGCCAUCAUCAGAAAGAUCGAAGAGGACAUUCAGGAAGAAAGACGGCGUCAGGAGGAUGCAAACGGAGGAGACCACGGGAGACGUCGUCAGGAAAUUGAUGAGGCCAAGGCCAUAGCUCAGGAGAGGAAGGCGGUCGUUGAGGAGCUCUUCAACGCGAUUCCAAGCCUGGAGCAUGCCCGGGAUGAAGCGAGGACUCACUUGGAGGCAUUCCGGCCCACGUUGCAGCAGAAGCAGAACGACGUUAUCCAACAAGAACGACACAUUGGCGAGAUCCGACGAAACCGGGGUAGCUGGAACGCGGGAUUCGACCAAGGCCUUCACGCUCUGUUGGGUGCUAUAGACAACGAGAACAGGUUUCGCAAUAAGCCUGUUGGGCCUAUGGGCCGUCACAUACGUCUCCUGAAGCCGGAAUGGUCUGGCAUCUUGGAGAAGUCGGCCGGCAUGCAACUCAAUGCGUUUGUCGUUACCAGCAAGCACGACGAAGGCGUUUUGAAGGAACUCAUGCGCCGAGUAAAUUAUCCCCGUGACCCUUCCAACACCACACCAAUCGUCAUCGGUAACCCUACGCCUCUCGACACGUCAGGAAAGGAACCCGACCCUCAUUUGUUGACGUGGAUGCGGGCGCUCAAGUUCGACAAUGAUCUUGUUCGCAAUCAAAUGAUUAUCAACAACUUGAUCGAAAACACUGUUCUCAUCGAAGAUUUCGAUGAGGCAUACAACUUCGCUUUGGGCUCAGGCACUGGCGAACAUCAUCCACGACCCAGGAAUGUCAAGCAAGUUUACACGAUGGCCAAAAACAAGCGAGGCGGAGUCCGGUUCGGCUGGAGUCUUUCGGGCGGUGGCACACAGGCGCCCAUACAGACGUCGAAUAACAGAUUACCUCGGAUGCAGACGGAAGUUGAGUCUCGAGUCAAUGUGGCCACGGAGGAGCUUCGUCGCUACAAGCUUGACUUGCAGCAAGCCGAGAACGAGUUCCGCGAGAGGCAAUUAGCCCUGAAGCGUGCGGAACAAGCCCUCAUAAGACACGACCGAGACUUUCAGAAUGCAAGGUAUGCGGCACAGGCAGCGGAGGAGGACUGGGAACGUAUGAGCGAUGCUCUUGAGCAAGAAAGACCACAAGUCGGCAGACUUCAAGAACUCGAGCGUCAGCUGGAAGAGGCUACGGACGACAAGGAAACGAACCUCAACAUGAUCAAGGAUGCUACUGAGGCGCGCGAGAAAAUCAACGAGCAACAGCGAGAGCGGAGAAGUCAACAAAUGCGUAUUGAGGAAGAGCUCUCUGAGCUCAACGCAAAACUCAGCAAAGCUCAGAUUCGGGUGAACAGGGUCCAAACGCAUCGAGAAGCUGCCCUGCACGACAAGAACCAGGCAUACGAGGCCAUGGAGCUCGCUCAUGAGAGGCUGAAAUCUUACCAGCAACAACGCGAAGAGCUGCAGCAUGAUAUCGCUGCCAUGGUAGAACAAGCUGCUCAAGUUGGCGAACGGCCACACAUCGCGCACGGAGAGACGGUUGAUAGCCUGGGUCUGAAAUACCAGAAGCUACAAGAAGAGAUUGACAGACAAAACCAGAGGCAAGUACUGGGAGGAUCAGAAGAAGAACUGCAAACACAGUACUUGGAAGCCGUCGCGGCGCACAAGACGGCUGAGAAAGACAUUCAUGAUAUGGAACAUGCGCAAAUUGUUCUCAAGGGUUCUUUAGAUGGUCGCAAGGCUAGACUAGUCAUCUUCAAGCGAGCGAUUGCCGAUCGUUCGAGGAUCACAUUCACCUAUCUCCUUGCGGCUCGGAAAUUCCGAGGCGACCUCAGGAUUGACCAUAAAGCCAAGGAGCUCGAUCUCGCGGUCGAGCCUGACAUUAUGAAGGCUGGAGCUGAAGGCCGGCAGACGAGAACGUUGUCGGGCGGUGAAAAGUCGUUUUCGACGGUUUGUCUUCUCCUAUCCCUCUGGGAUGCAAUGGGGGCGCCCACUCGAUGCUUGGACGAGUUCGAUGUGUUCAUGGACAGCGUCAACCGCGAGAUCUCGAUGAAGAUGAUUAUCGACGCUUGCCGGUGUUCGGCGAUGCGACAGUUCCUGUUCAUCACUCCGCAGGCGAUGGGCAACGUGUCCUUGGGCCAAGACGUCAAGAUCAUCAAGAUGAGCGACCCCGAACGUGGCCAGACGACAUUAUCGUUCUAG
Molecule: messenger RNA, 3534 nt
Organism: Diplodia corticola
Lineage: Eukaryota; Fungi; Ascomycota; Dothideomycetes; Botryosphaeriales; Botryosphaeriaceae
Product: dna repair protein
Exons: 7
Coding region: 1-3534 (1177 amino acids)
Biological process (GO): double-strand break repair via homologous recombination
Cellular component (GO): nucleus; Smc5-Smc6 complex; site of double-strand break
Molecular function (GO): damaged DNA binding; single-stranded DNA binding
Source: RefSeq, a predicted model, not a curated record